Lindgomyces ingoldianus is the source of this 1503-nucleotide messenger RNA. RefSeq lists its product as uncharacterized. Gene Ontology annotation, cellular component: spliceosomal complex. The record is from RefSeq and is a predicted model, not a curated record. The coding region runs from base 25 to 1086 and encodes 353 amino acids. The transcript is spliced from 3 exons. NCBI's taxonomy places the organism in Eukaryota, Fungi, Ascomycota, Dothideomycetes, Pleosporales, Lindgomycetaceae. Gene Ontology annotation, biological process: mRNA splicing, via spliceosome.
CACCAACCUCCAAACUUCAACGCCAUGGAGGACGGCUCGCUCCCGGUGUUCCGCGCGCCGAAACGUCGGAGGUUCUUGCGCAAAACAAUCACCGAAGACACUAAUGAUGGUUUCGAAACCGCAACACCCGAGUCUGCUGCUAUUCCGCCAUCGCAAACAUUCACUGAGGGCCACCAUGACCCUGUCUUGAGCGUGGCUGAGAUUGUCCGGGCCCGAAAGCGCCCUAGCCAUCGGAUAAAGAAUGUCUACGUCUCAAGCACUCUUCAGAAGGCAGUGCAUGCAGAUUCAGCGGAGGCGCUGGUGAAGACGGACGGGCAGAGGCACAACUCAUAUACUGAUCGUUUCGUUGCGCAAACCGGACAUGUUGUGCACGAUAAACAGAUGACUGCAUAUAUAGAAGCACGCAUGGCUGAAAAGAAUGCGCUUGAAUAUGGCUGGCCAACCCCUACGACCAUCGCAAGCUCCUUAGCCCCGGUGUCGACCUCGAACACUAUUGCGAACAAUCCUUCAUCGGCAACAAGUCCAUCCGGCACUAUCGCGGUUGCUACUGCAAAGGCAGAGGACAAAGGUAGCGCGAGUGGUCAACACGACGCUCGCCUAGCCGCUGGCAUGGGCAAGCUACAAGAGGUCGACCUGGGGCCGGACGCGGUAACGACGAAUGUCGAGCGCACGGAAGCGGCCCUGCGGUUUGCGCGUGGAGAAGCACCUCCUCCGCAACAAGAGACCACGAACCGAAAAUCCCGACGCCGUAGACGUCAAGAGAAGGCAAGGAAUCCAGAGGAUGUGCGGAGAGACCAGUUGGUGGAGCAGGUUCUCCGAGAAGCAAAACUGGACUACUAUGAUGAAGAAGCGACUGCGGAGGAGGCUUCAGGUGUCAACCAAGCUACCGACGAGGUCCUUGCAGAGAGAUUCCGCCGAGAGUUCCUCGAAUCCCUCGAGUCUCGGAAUCCACGCAAGCCCGCUCCACCCCCGACACAGAAGGGCGCAAAGGAACAGCAGAAGCCUGGACGGAAGCUAGGAGGAUCGAGGAGUGCAAGAGCGGCGAUGAGGUCCCAAGAAGAGCAGGCUGCAAAGAAUAAGAAGUAAGCGAUAUCCUGACGCGACUUAUCGGCCCCUUAUGUUUUGCGUUUCGUGUUUUAUCCUCUAGGUUAUUUUUUUUUUGGCUUUGGUUUGGGUGUGUUGUUCUGAUUCUUAUGAAGAAUUUGAUUAAUCUAGCAAAUGUGAAUCUAGGACUAGGGAUGUGCUGGCAGAGCAUGAUCCGGGCAAUGUUAUUGUUACGAAUAAGCUGGGUAACCUGGGAGCGUGGUAUAUGAGGAAGUGAAGGGGGUUUGACCAAGUUAUUGACCAGUUAGAAUUCCUGGAAAAGGAUUCCCAUCUGAUAUUUGGUAUUCGGUCUUGGGAGCAGAUGCACUUCCACCUAUGGACUGACCAGGCCUUUUGGAUGGGAGUUGCUAGAAUCUAGGAUACGACACCUUGAAAAUACUUAGGAAAUCAGCAAGGCCG